Messenger RNA from Pangasianodon hypophthalmus (striped catfish), 19928 nucleotides. It is a transcript of the gene rhobtb4, whose product is annotated as Rho related BTB domain containing 4. Gene Ontology annotation, molecular function: GTP binding; GTPase activity; protein binding. The transcript is spliced from 11 exons. NCBI's taxonomy places the organism in Eukaryota, Metazoa, Chordata, Actinopteri, Siluriformes, Pangasiidae. The record is from RefSeq and is a predicted model, not a curated record. Bases 12429 to 14618 code for a protein of 729 amino acids. Gene Ontology annotation, biological process: small GTPase-mediated signal transduction.
CCUUUGUUGGACUACUUGUAUAUAUAAUUUUGCUUGUUUUAUUACAAAAACUUUAGAGGUGCACAGCAGAUUAGCAGGUACACAAAGCUGCACGAACACAUAAAGUGUUUAUAAGUCAGCUUGGUGCACAAAGAGGUAAUAAGUUAAUUGAGCGCUCGGGGUUUUGCUGUUUAUAUUCCAUUGGAGGCAAAUUCAGCAGCAUUGGGCAGAUUUGUGCACUCUUCAGAGUUAGGCUAUAGGCUAUUAUUCUUUUUGGGUAACUUAACACAGCUGCGUAAACACUGUUCUGGGCCCAGUAUCUGCUUGAUUUUGCCUCACUGUCCCUUUUUUCAAUCAUACAUUUCUCAGUUUUGUAGUAAAAUGCUUUUUAGUAUUGAUCAUAUUGGCAAAGCUGAUUUAUAAAAGAAAUGAUUUUUGAAACAACAAGUUUUGGUAUUUAUUGAUGUAUUGAUGGUAAAAACAGUUAUGUGCAUAUGCAUUUGAUCCACUGUCUAAAAUGUAAAUCAGUAGCACUGAGUGUUCCCGACCAGAGAUCUGUCCUGUCGGUUCAGGAGCAAACUUAGCAAGAUGUCUUCUACGGAUGAGUAAGCUUUCUUGCCUGGGUGAGGCAGUACUUUCCUCAUGUGCUUCCCACCACCCCCUUUUGUGUCUCCUUUUUUCAGUGAGAUUCUUGUUGGUGACUUGAGCUUUCCAGAGAACUCGCACUACAAACAUUCCAGGCUUCUCGAGCACAGAGGAGCUGGCCAGCUCAGCACAGCUGGGAACCUUAUAAGACUCUGGGGUUCUGCGUCUUGAGCAAUAUCUCUCUCCCCUUAAACUCCAUACCCUGGCGCACUUGGGGAAGUGGGGGGUGGGGUGACUGAUCUCUGCAUUCCAGUCUGUCUAACAGGGCAACGUGCCAUCUAAAUCAAGGCAAUUCCCAUUUGGCUUACAUACACGAACAAACAUGCAAGUUGGUGUAGAAAUAUGCUCAGAACAGCCUUAAAGCAUGCAUACUGUAAGCUGUCUUUCUGCCUCUGCAAGUGUCUUGCAUAUUCAUCUGCACACAGGGAAAAAUAAAUGUGUCUUUCCCCCCAAAGCACAUGAUAUUCAUCUGCACCAGAGCAAGGCAGUUAAAAGAGAAAGCCAUUGUCCAGUGUUCUUUCUAUUUUCUGCUCUCUUGGCUGCACCCGAAGUUGUUUUUGAAAGAAAAAAAAAAAAAAAAGACGAGUCCAUGUGCAAAGAACUGGGGCCAGGGCACCAUGGGUGAUAGAGUGACAUAAGAAUGAUGGAGAGAUAGCGGGAAAGCAAGAGAGGAAUGAAGGGAAGAAAAGAGGAGUGCUGAUCCUGUAGAGGAGGCACAAAGGGUUGAGAUGGGGGUGCUUGCUGGAAUUAACCACAAAAGAGAGAGAAAGUGAACAACGAUCAGAACCAGUGACAGAGUUGCAGAAAAUAAGCGGGGUAAUUUUUAAGAAGCGAUGUUUAAAAGAAGUGCAAGGACACAAAGAAAGAAAAGGAGCCCAGACGCGAGACAUGGAUGUUAGAACUGAUAGUGAGAGCUACCUUGAGGUGUUACUAGUUUCUGACUACUUUUUAUUGAAUUACAUUGAUAGGAUAACCCAGCAUCUGUUUUUAAACUUUGUCCUUGAAUGACUUACAUGACCCGAAUGCUACUUUGCAAUGUCCAUCAUUGAUCUCACACACCUGAACCAGUUAAUCAGGUCAGUAGCUUCACAGACGCAGGCUUGGGUACUUCUCCUUACAUUCAAAAGUCAGUCACUGUCACUAUGCCAUGUGAUUCCCAUUCUAUGAAUUUUCUAAUACUUGGAAAGCUCUAGAACAUAAAACAUUGUGCACAGUAUGGGGGUAGUGCACGUAGUUUACAUCAUCUUACACACGCGUUACAUUCACAUGCUUCGUUUCUCAAUUGUAAACAUACACACAUACCCAUGUGAUGGAAAGACGGGUGGGGCGGGGAGAUUUCAGUGCCAGUUUGUUGAGAGAUGUGAACACUAGAAGGUGUUAUACCAGAACAGAAGAGAGCACUGACCUUACACACACUUCCCUUCAACUUUAUUCUUCAGCCUAGCUGCAUGUCCAUGUCCAUGUUGUCUGUGUACAUGGCCCACCUCCUGGUGGCUCACCUUCAGGGGUAAUUUGCCAUUAGUUUUUUUUUUUUUCAAUUUCAAAAUUAAAUCCAAUGAACAGACUGACACUAAACUAGAAAUUCUAUGUAAGCUGAGUCAGUUCCAGUGAACGCAGUUGACGAUUACACUUACUGGCAAAUUUACUAGAAUGGAUACCAACAGUAUUCAGCGCCAUUUUGGAGAAGAAUAAUACAACGCUGUACUACAUCAUGACACCAAUCAGAAAAGACUACGUGGAUUAAUAUUUUAACCCUAAACAUGGUAGUAAAUGACUUUCUGCCAUAAAUAGUGCCAUAAACUGCACUCCCUGUAGUCACUUACUAUAGAGAGCUAAUUAGUUAGCUAGUCAUAUUUUGUGUGAGGAUAAAUAGUCACAGCUAGCUGGCUAGCUAAUACUGUUGUGAGUUGCUACUGAUCUUGUUCAAGCCAUCCUUGUUUCAAAAUAUUUCUUAUCAGUACAAUAUGGAAAACCAGUCAGAUUUAUCCUAAUGUUAAUGAUAUCUAGCCAAACAUCAAACACAUUCCUGUGUCUUAUCUAUAUGGCUAUGCUAGCUAUUGUAAUCCCUGCUAGCUACCUAAUAUACUUACAAUGCAUACAGUUUAAUAGAAAAUAGAGUUCAGUUUUUUAUAAGGCAUUUAUGGUGCCACUAAAAUAGUUUUAUGUUCUGAUUAAUAGCACAGAGCAUUAUAUAAUUAAUAUAAUAUAAUGUAACUAACCAGAGAACUUUUUGAAGCAUUUUUGGAGUUGUCCAUGUGAGUUUACAUUGGGCUCCUCUCACCUCUCAAACAUGUGAAAUUGCUAAGAUAAAUUGCUGCUAGUCGUGAAUGAGUGUGUGAAUGUGUAUGUGUAUGGUGCCCUACAAUGGAUGGGCUGGCGUCCCAUCCAGGGUGUAUUCCCGCCUUAUGCCCAGUGUUCCUGGGAUAGGCUCUGGAUCCGCCACGACCCUGACCAGGAUAUUACUGAGAAUGAGUGAGUGAGUGAGUGAGUGGAUAGACGAUGAUUAUGUUCCAACUUUUAUCUCAAUGUUUGGAAAUGAUGAAUCAUUCCUUAACGAUACAUGGACAAGACAAUGAAUGCAGCAAAAUAGGCUGCACAACUCUUCAUGAGAACCUCAAUGUCCAUAUCCAGAUGUUCUACUCUCUUCUUCUAGUUAAGCAUUUGUUAUAGAGCUACUUCUACUUCUCGAUACAUACUGAUAGAUGAUACUGACCCAGAAACACAGCAUGGAAGGGCAGCUUGCAACACACUUUCAGGGAGUAGACAGAGAUCAAGUAUCCAGUUUUGGGCUUACAGAGCUUAUGUAAAGUCAGUGGGAGUGAGAGGGAUCAGAUCCAACAUCAACACUUGGAGUGAAGGCAACAUCUACUUCAGUGAAGCGCCACAAACUCAUUCUCGGCCCAAGAUAUAUUAUGCCCAUCAUGAUUUUAGUAAAGCUUUGCUUGAUUCCUUGUCAUACAUCUUAAGAUUGGAAGUUGAGAGGGUGCACAAUUUUCUGGCUGACUUUUAAUAAGUUUUCAUAAAGCUGUCUUGCAAAGGUGUGGGGCUCAUUAAAGCAGAAUUAACACCUCCUCUGUGUUCAUAUGAGUGUGGGGGACAAAAAAGGGAAACAGGUACAGAAAAAGUGUUACAAAUAAGAAAAAGCAUAAGAGUUCUUGGUCCUUUCUAUCCAAGAAGCCCAGACGUUCUGUUCCAUCAGUUAAGCUGCCUGAGUAAGCAGCGGUAACUGUGUUAACAUCUUGCUCAAACAUUAAACUCCAACCGCAUGUGUAUGGUACAAAAACACAUUUGUUUUCUUGCUGUCUGCUGUCUGCAAUGCAGGCCACCCGUGGAGUCGUCAUUCAACCAGUGUUAGACCACUGUAAUGGAAUUAAAAUGGAACUGAAUAGACACUUCUUUUCAGGAAAUGCAUAAUACAGAUCUCAUUUGUCUACAAAACAAAAUGCACAGAUGUGAUUAUCCUUGUCUAUAAGAGGAACCCUGAACCACAGGUCAUGUUUUGCUCGAUCAAAUGUUGCUUGGCUGGCUGCUUCAAGCUGGGAGUUGCCAGAGAGGUAUUUGUAUAAUACAUCUAAACAGCUGAAACUGGGAGGCCACCAUCACAGCCCUUUUCAGAAAUGUGCUAUCAAAACAAGGCACAGAACUUUUCCUGUUCUUACAAUGGAAUAUAGUUUUCAUUCUGCAUUACUGUGUUUGUUGGUGUAAGUGUUGGUGGGGAGCAAUGCAGCAACAGCACAAUGUGCACUCUAAUGAAUUAUUCUGUUUUUCUCAUCUUUCCCCAAAUUAAGUAGAGGCAAGUUCACUUAACCAGACAUCAGCAGCAGUGCAAUGCAAUAACAUCAUUCAUAAAGUCAAGACAGGACAGGUGAAGGUUGGAGGUUUUAACAAUCAUCAUCUGUCCAGUUUGGUGAGCCUGUGCCCAUUGUAGCCUCAGAUCCCUGUUCUUGGCUGACAGGAUUGAAACCCUGUUGCUGUUGUAGCCCAACCACAAGCUUUGAUGUGUUGUGUGUUCUGCUUUUCUACUCACCAUGGUUGUAAAGAGUGGUUAUUUGAGUUACCGUAGCCUCCCCUCCUCUGACCUCUCUCAUAAGCAAGGCGUAUGCAGAACUGCUGCUCACUUGAUAUUUUUUGUUCUCCACUCCAGCCAUUAAUUAUUGAAUUGUUCUUUAUUUCUCUAUUUUUCUCCCCACAUUAAAUAUAAGCAAUAUCACUUAAGCUGACUAAGAUACACAGUGUGUUGAGCGUUGUGACUGAAAAAAAUAGAAUUUAACAAAUAUAUGAUAGGAUAACUUAAUAAAUAUUAUGUCUGUCCGUUAUAUUUAUAACGGUAUAGUUUUACAGUAUUUUAUCUGUACAUGACCUGUGAAAGCAGUCUGUUGUUCAGUGAGCACAUUUAAUCCCUAGUGUCAGUGUACUUUUUUCCAUAACUGAUGGCUGCUUGGAGCCUAUUGGUGAUGGGUAUGUAGCUAACAACAGUAUGGAUUUUUCCAUUGCUUUUCAGAAGUGUUCUACAGGGCAUUAGGCAGGAUGUGUGUAUGUGUACGUUUGUGUGUGCUUACCCCAUGACCUGCUGUCUCUGUGUUUGUUGUAGCUGCAUGCAUGCACAGUAUUGGCCAUGGUUGUCUGUGCUUCAUUAGAUGUUUAUUCUCCACAUUUUAAACAUUGUGCGUGUGCAUUCCAUAAGUGUGACAGCAUCACCCAGUCAACAAUCCACCGUCACACAGUCAUCCCAACAAAGCUCCUUCCUGUUUGCACUGAAAGCCCAUGUCCCAGGAGAGACAGUGUCAGAAGCACACACACUCAGAAAAAGAGAAAAAAGUGAGAGAAAGACAGACAAAGAGAGGAAUAGUGUCAAUAACAGAGAGACGGAGAGACAGAGAGAUGGGUACAGAAAAGAAACUGUAGUCUCCUUCUCUUUAGCUAGCCUUUUCUCUUUUUCCUGCUCUAUCCCUCAGCCUAUGAUGACAGCUCUAUGGCCUAUAAGAGCAUCUCAGUAAUGGAACUGACAUACAGUAUGCCUUUGUGAGAGUGUGAUGUGUGCACUCUCUCUCUAUCACUGGUUCCAAGCUCCAUGCAGGGCAGAAUUAAAGCGGGUCUUGUCUACAGCCCUGCGGCAUUCCUCCGCUCUCCCAGAGGUAGACAGCCUGAUCCCAGCUUGGCGUGCUGUGCUCGCAGCUUGAGCUCCUGAGGUGUUUACCCUGGCAAGGCCUUGUAUUUGAUCAACCUGUUUGUCCAAUCCAACCCUUCUUUACACCCUCUCCACUCCCUGUCUCUUCAUAAUUUUACUUUACAUAAUGUAAGAGUGCUAGAUGAGUUGCAUUAGGUGUGCCCUAAUCAGUGUUCAUUAGGAGGCUGCAUACUGCUUAAAGGAUUAUAUUCAACAUACUGCUAAUUAUGAAAUAAAGAGAAAACCAUCUGUUACUUUAACUCAAAUUUGCCCAUUAUUUCAUCUUCAUUUUCAGCUUUCAUAAAAGAAUUGGCAGUACGUGAUUUUUAAGGUGUUUAAAAUUAUCUGAUCGAACUCUUUCUUUUUUCCAUUAGCUCUCUUUGCUAAUUCAGUUGGAUCAUCUAGCCUGCAGUGUUUACACAUCAAAGUGUGAGGGUUUGUGACACUGACAGCUCAAGAAGAUUCCAGCAUUCCUGCAACUAGUGCACAAGUGCAAAUGCCUGGUAACAGCAGCCUGUCCUGCAGCUCCGGAUAGUGAUUAAUGAAGCCUGGCUGUGAAAAUGCAAUGUUCAAUUGCUGAUUCAGGAUUUGUUUUCUCUGCUUUAGUUUUCCUGAUCAAGGUUCUUCAGAUUGAACAGCUUAAACCAGGUACAUUUGAAUGUGUAUUCAGUGUUCUGUGAAUCCUACAUAUGCUCUGUAUCUGAACUCAGCUCAUCCGCGGGCAAAUUAAGUGCCCUAAGCCUGAAAGAGGCUGGCAUUGUAAAUCAGAUGUUCAGGUACUCAACCAUAGCGCAGUCCUGUGAUUAAGCCUUGGCGCUGGAGCGGCUGGGUGAAGACUUAAUGAGAUUAGCCUCUUCACUUGAGCAGGUUGUUUAAAAAACCUCAUUUUUAACCUCUGUGCAAUGUCCAGCUGAGAAUAUGAGCUAAUGUGCAUGUGUCUCUGUUUUCUUCCAUUGCCCUCAUAGGUAAAGUCGUAAACUAGAAAACCUGACCUGCUAUAAAAAAAGCAGAUUGCAGUAAAGCAAACACAGAUAGGAAUUCUGACGUCCUCAGAUUUGAUUGUCUUGCUCAUGAUGGUUAAAAUGGUCAACAAAAGAAUUGUUUGAGCAGAUUAGACCAGAGCUUUUCAGUUAAGUCUAGUAUCUUAUCUCAAGUCUAGUGUUCUGUCCAAUGUUUAAAUAGGAACACUAGUAAAAAUGACAACCAUAAGCGGAAGUGUAAUAUUCAGAAGUCCAAUAAACCCCGAUGACCCUGAAUCUCCAGCCUUUCCCGGAGCUCCGUUAAAUUCAUUCCAUCUCCAUCUACAUCAAAAAAGCUUUAAGCUACUGAAGAAUGAGGAGCAUUUGCUGACCCUGCUCCACCUCCAACCUCCCAUAAUUCUUUGCUUAGCCUCAGAAGCAAUGAAUCAGAGAGGGAUUAUUGGAGGCUGGAAUUGGAACAGGAUCCACCCUCCAGUGUUUAUUAGCACUGGGGCUCAGGGAAGCGACCACUUCAGGGAUAACAGCAGGACUGCAUUCUCCACUAUCAUGAUCUCCUGUACUUAAGAACAGGGAACUGCAGUCCAGAGAUAGCGAUUGACUGUAUGGGCUGGCAGGAACUGUGUGCAUGUGAAUUCAAGUGCAUGCACUACAGAGUGGGCCGGAAUUUUUUUUUUUGGUGCUAGAGUUAUCUGAGUGUGUGUAUGUGUGUUUGUGUUUCGGCAUGUGCUGACAGUGCUCUCAGGCACCUGCAACGUGUCACCCAAGCCAAUAGCACUUUUCAGCAAACAUCUGCCCCACUUCACCACCAGCACCCAUUCCAGCAGCACACAGCUCAGAGAAGUGCUCAGGGAAAAUAAUGAUCCAAACUGCACAUGGCUUCCCACGUCGGCUAAGUGACGUAACAGCUCUGAAGAUAAAAAUGGGAUAUAACAAUAUAGAACAUUGUGAAUUAUGAGAGCUACAAAUCUUUCACAUAUUACAUAACCAAAAUUAAUAUGGCACAACAAUCCACUUUGUGUUAUCAGUUGUCUAGGAGCAGUAGUGUAUAUUCAUCAAGUGAUAGGAUAACAGUCAUACAGUUAAAACUGUGCUUGUUUGGAGAAAAACCUGUCGUGUGACGUUCCAGCCUGAUUACCAAACAUGAAUUAGAGCAGUAAGUAGAUCAUGCAUGACAAUGACAGGUCUGGAUGUGCAGUGCCUACAUACUUGGAGAGCUUGAAAUUCUGCAUUGAUAAGAUGGCAUGACCUGGCCCUGCCACAAUGAGAUAAAACGGGGUAAACAAGUGGAGUUCUGUUCAUCUCUUGCCUUUGUCUCUCUAUUUUUAUUGCUUUCUCUCUUCAGCCUCUCCCUUGUUUUUCUCUACAGUUUCUUUGUUCCUCCUUCACUUUUCCUGUGUGGGCCACCUCGGUUUCGCAGCCUCCGUCUCCUCUGCUGUCUCUGCCUUGUUCUUCCACACCCUCUACUGUCACUCUUUCUCUCUACAGCUUAUUUGUGCUCCAAAUAUUUUCUACCUUCCUCCACCUCUGUCCUCUUUGCAUUCCUUCUUUCACACACCCUGUCCUUCGGCCAUUUCUUUUAUAUUUUCACCUCUUCCCCUUUUCCGUCCAUUAUCUCCAAUAUUUCUGGUCUUAUCUCAUUUGGAUGUUCUGUACACACAGUGACAAACUCACAAACUGCCCACAUACUACGCCAUCCUCCUGAUACCACGAAACUACUUCCUGUUCCCUGUAUCUCUUGUAGUUGUGGGAAAGACGUCUGUAUAUCUCAUGUUAAGAGGACAGCAAUUAGCACACGCAUCCUCUCAGUAAGGGUGUGACUGCUGUGUCGAGGUUGAUCUUCCAGACAGCGGGACUGAACACUUAGUGCACAGUGUAAGAAGAAGAGUAGGUGUGAAGCAUGUAACAGUUCAGGGAUAGUCUGCAGUUUGUGAAUUGGGGACAAACGAGUGGCUCAGUACAGCUGUGGCGCCCUAAAUGUCUGCUGUCUCCUCUGCCCGAUUUAGCUCACAACCCUGCUGUCAGCCUGCCUGCCCCUUCAGUGCCUAGGGAGUCUGGAGUGGAGGACUGGUUAAGGGUGUGUGUGUGUGUGUGUGUGUGUGUGUCUGUGUGUAUCAGAGGAAGAAGGGGUGGGGGGAUUUGUUGCUGUAAUCUAUACCAGAGGGUGGGUGUAUCAAAGAUUAGAUGUGGUUUUUGUGUUCUGAAGGCUGUUUAUUUCACAGAAGACCAUUAUUCUGUGUUCAUACUAAUUAUAACAAAGCAUAGCAGAAAUAUCUGUUUGGUUAGAAUGUAGCUGCUCUGACAGGAGUGCUGUCUGUAAUUAAAAUCACACUCAAAUCAGCACUUGUUCUAAUAUGUUAUCAUUUCUGUAGUAAUAAUUCAUUCACUGGGACUGUCCACAUGAUUUAAGAUUAAUAAUAAGGGGAUACAAACUAUGUUGAUAUUUAACUAGGAGAAGAGUACAAUCAUUGAUAUGGUGAAGCUUUCUGUAAGGAGACAUUUAUUUACCAUUUACGGAAGGAAUCUCCAGUGUCAGCACUUUGUAACAUUCAGUAAGUUUCUUCAGGACAGAGGACUUUGUGCUGUCUGGUUUCUUGGUAACAUGACAAGGUGCGUUUUUGUUAUUUUUUUUGCCUCAUUAACUUCAAGAGAGAAAAAAAGAGUGAAACUGGUGAGGGUUCGACUGUUUAUAGCUGCCAUAACAUAAGUGAUAACAGUAACUGUUUCAUGGCUGUUCCACAACAUGAAAUGUUUCAACAAAUGUUUAAAAAGAAUGUUUAGAGUAGUUGGCUGUGGUAUACAAGGAAUUAAACACGUCCAGACAUGCUAUUAUUGGAAAAUAAUAACUUUGGGGUGGUAACAGCCCUCCACGGGUCAUAUCACACCACCCCAUGAUUAUUUUACUAUAACAGCACACCCUGUUGUUUCAUUCCUUAUGUUUUUCUGUUGUACUUCUCUGCUGUCUCAUAAAGGAGUUACAUAUUAAGUGCAAAUUUGUCAUUCAGAAUAACAAUCAGAAUAAAACUACAAAUAAAAUUGGGAGGUGUCUUUCUAUCUUUGACCCAUAUACAGUAGCCUAUAUGAGUAGGAGUACAUGCCUUAGAGGGAUUUUUUCCUGAUGUUUCAGAUCUCUGUCUAUGACUAUGUUUGUCCACCACAUACGGACACAAGCCAACCCAGCAGACAUUCCGUAAUCGUUCCCAGGCUUACCACUCAUGCAUUCAGAGGAAGCUGGCUGACUAAUUUGUCUCUCUGUCUCCCUGCCUGCCACAGUUUGUAUGGCCUAGUUUAAACAGUGUGACAUACAUUACACCAAAUACAACAUGACUGAACUCCUUUUCAUAGACAGCCCUAGAUUUUCAUGUCCAUUUUCGUAAGCAUGCCCAAUGCACUCUCUGUUCUGACCAUCCAGUCCACUUCUCCCACUCGCUCUCCUUUCUGGAAAUGCCAGAGGGGCCAAGGGGGCAUCUCUUUCUCAGGGUCUGCUGCUGCUGUCGGCACCACUCUGCCUGCUAGUGUCCAGCUGGGCUUCAGACGGAUGAUGAAAAGGCCUGCAUUGAGCAAAGUGUGGGAAUAGGAGGCGUACAACUUGCUUAGGCUUGCGACUGACACUGCUGCCACUCUCUGGGCGAUGAGCUCAUUGGUCUAUUGAGCAUGGGCAUUUUCUUAAAAGCUUUUUUUUUAUUUGAAGUGGUUACUCUGAUAUACAAAUGAGAACUGAUGUAAUGUUUAGAGUGGAACAGAUCAAAGCUGUGUUCAUUUCAGUUUGGAAAUUUUCCAAUAGACCAGUAGAGGUCGGUGUUUGUAAUCUGUGCUCAAUGGCACACAUCUGCAAAAGCUUGUUAAACUUAGUGGUGUCCUAAAAUAUAACUAUAUUAAUGAUUUAGUGCUUUGAAAUUAGCCACAUUCCUGGUGGAAUUUAAUUCUGCAUGGCCAGAGGUAGGGUCUUUGAUCCUUUAAAUUAGCAAAUAAAUCAAGAAGCAAAUUUUCAGAUAUCCAAUCAAACUGUUUAUAAUAGGUCUAGCAUGGUCUAUAUUUAUGCAAUAUUGCACACAUAAGAGUGCUGUUGUACCGAAUGUCAGCACAGCUGUGUUUCAGCCGUGGGCACAAGGAUGAGUGUCGCUGGUAGUCACAUCUGUGCUGAUAAUUGGUCCCAACAGCACAAGAAAUUAAUAUUGAGUAACUGACAUUUCAGACAAAAUAUGGCCGAAUAUUUUGUUUAGUUUUGCUCCAUCACCAAAAAUAGGUUCUAAAGAAGCUACAGCUGGAUAGAGCAUUGCGUGUGAUACAAACAGUGAAAUAGUGCAGUACCAGUGCUGUUAUUCUAAAUAUCAGCAUUCUUGGAACUCUGCUUGUCCAAUCAAAUUAGUGGAUUGGAAUUAACUGCUGUAUGCACUAUGAUAAUCAAGCUACAUUCCUACAUUAGUUUACUGACACUUAUGCCUAAAUGCAUGCCACUUUUUAAACAAAGUAACUGUAUGCAGAUGUGAUAUAAUAAUAAUAAUAAUAAUAAUAAUAAUAAUAAUAAUAGUAUAUAUUAGUGUUUCUCAGUCUUGAUCCUGGAGUACUUCAGCCCUCUGUUUUCCCUCCUUGAAGUUCAGUCUACUUCAGGCUUGUUAAUGAGCUGCUGAGUUAAUUUAGGUGAGUUGGGAGCAAGGAAAACACCAACAUGUGCAUGGGGAAGGGGUAUUACACGACCAGGAGUGAGAAACACUUUCCUAUAUUAACAACUCUGUUGUAAUCCUGCAUUUAACUUAAUUCUGUUUUGUGGCACAGAAAUUAAUGGACAUUGCAGCCAAAAAGGAAAUGCUCUCCUGCCAAUUGCUUCUUGUUUCUUACCUUAUCUUACAUUUUAAAUAUUCUGCUCUACUUCUUUCUCUUUGUCUUGUCACAAAGUUUACCAAAUAAAGUACAUGUAUUGCAUGUUUUUUUAAUUAAUGUAGAAUCAUUUUUAUGACAGUCAAGUUGCAUGAUAUUGUAAUACAACCUAAAACUAACUGCAUGAAAGUUUCACAUGUAAAGAGUCCAGAGUUAAGGCAGGCAGAGUUGUUUUCUGAUUCUCCUGAUUUCCAGACCUCCUGAUCAGUUAGUACAGAGAGUCAGUCACGUGAUUAUAAUACAGCGCAAACUGACAUUUUAUUUCAGUGAUUUCAGUGGGAAAAAAACUUUCAAUGGAGUGUUUUUAAAUCUCAUAUAGCAAUGGUAGACUUAUGCAUCUCCAUGUGUGCGCGCACACGCGCACGCGCUCGACUGCGGAACAGCGCGGGUUAACAGAGCUCGAGAUACCCCGCUUUGGGGCGGGGACGCGCUUCUGAUUGGCUCCCGUUUGUCUUACGUCAUUGACUCGGCGCUGAGGUGUGUCUUCAUGACGCAAAGCGAGAGGGGCGUGUGUUGUGAGCGGAAUCAACUGUAGAAACAAUAACAUUUCAGCGAGACCCCCUCGACAGGUUUAAAUGCGCUAGUGAGGAGCUGUGAGAGAAAGCGGAACACUCAGCACAGCCACAGGCGAGUUCCGAGCAUCCGGGAAACUUCUCUUCUGCUCAGCGGAGGCGCGAGCGAAGAUGCUUCCUUUGUGACAGGCUCGAGCGAAUGAGCUCACAACUUACAGCACUUCAUCUCAUUUCGCGCUUUUUUUGUAGACCUCCUGCGCCCGGACUGGCAUGUGGGUCAAUUCUGGAAGCGUUGGAAGGGCCCUCUCCAUGGAUAUAGACACAGACUAUGAAAGGCCUAAUGUGGAGACUAUAAAGUGUGUGGUGGUGGGUGAUAACGCUGUGGGCAAAACCCGCCUUAUUUGUGCUCGUGCCUGCAAUGCCACCCUCACGCAGUACCAGCUGCUCGCCACCCACGUGCCAACCGUGUGGGCCAUCGACCAGUACCGUGUGUGCCAAGAGGUGUUGGAAAGAUCUAGAGAUGUGGUGGAUGAAGUCAGCGUGUCUCUCAGGCUGUGGGACACAUUCGGAGACCAUCACAAAGACAGACGAUUUGCUUAUGGCAGGUCUGAUGUGGUGGUGCUCUGCUUCUCCUUGGCUAACCCGAACUCACUCCGCCACGUCCGUACCAUGUGGUACCCCGAGAUUAAGCACUUCUGUCCCCGCACCCCCAUCAUCCUGGUGGGCUGUCAGCUGGACCUCCGUUAUGCUGACUUAGACGCAGUGAACCGAGCCCGUAGGCCCCUGGCCAAACCCAUAAAACCCACUGACAUCCUUCCACCAGAACGAGGCCAUGAGGUGGCUAAAGAAUUAGGUGUGCCCUACUACGAGACCAGCAUUGUCGCCCAGUUUGGUGUCAAGGAUGUCUUUGACAAUGCCAUCCGCGCAGCACUGAUUUCUCGUCGCCACCUCCAAUUCUGGAAGUCCCAUUUAAAGAAGGUCCAGAGGCCUCUUCUUCAGGCCCCCUUUUUGCCUCCCAGGCCCCCACGGCCUGUAGUAGGGAUCCCCGACCCACCUCCCAUGGAUGGAGAAGGCCCAGACUCUCUCUUCUGCCAGCCCUUAUGCGCAGAUGUGCUGUUCCUUCUCCAAGGUGGUGCCACUCGUGUUUUUGCUCAUAAAGUCUACCUAGCCACUUCCUGUUCCAAGUUCUAUGACCUGUUCACCAUGGACCUAGGAUCUACAGAGGAGGACAAGGAUGGAGAUGAGACUCUGGAAGGUGGUGAGGAGGAGGAGCAAAGUCGAAGAGGAGCCAAAGAGCAGGCAGGACGUGCCAAGAGCCUUGACAUUGAUAAAGAUGGUGAUGGGGGGACCAAGGGUAGCAGGAGACUGCUUUUGCUGGAGCAGGGCUCAAUGAGGACUUCCCAAAGUGAUAAUGCCCUCCCAGCCAGGGGCCAUUACCCUGUGGGGUCCCUGGGGACCGGCCGCCCACUUUCAGGAUGGGGCCGGGGGUUCCUUGGUGUGUAUCUGGAAAAGGUGGAUGACCCAGUAACAGGUCGACCAAGACUCAUGACAGUUGUGUCCAUGGAUGAACUCAUUCAGGAGGCACCUUUCAGGGCCGUGCUGCAGUACCUGUAUACAGGUCACCUAGAUGAAGGCCGGAGUGACCUGAUGCAGGUGGCCACCAUUGCUGAGCUUCUGGAGGUUUUUGAUCUGCGCAUGAUGGUGGCCAACGUUCUGAACCGUGAGAGCUUCAUGAACCAGGAAAUCACCAAAGCCUUCCAUGUGCGUCGGGCCAACCGAAUCAAAGAGUGCCUGAGCAAAGGCACCUUUGCUGAUGUGGUGUUCCAACUGGACGAUGGCUACCUACCUGCCCACAAGCCUCUGCUCAUCUCCAGCUGCGACUGGAUGGCGGCCAUGUUCCGUGGAUCUUUCAUGGAGAGCUACAUUGAGGAGGUGUCCAUACCCAACACCAGUACUGCCUGUAUGAGAGCUGUGCUGGAGUAUCUGUACUGUGGCUUGCUCACGCCCUGCUCUGAGUUGGAGCCGAUUGACCUCAUAAUACUUGCCAACCGUCUCUGCCUGCCCCGCCUUGUGGCUCUUACAGAGCAACAUGCGGUUGAAGAGCUCUUGCAGUGGGCAGUAAAAGGAGCAGAUAUUGAUGGACAGGUGCUGGCUUACCUAGAAACGGCUCAGUUCCACAAUGCCAAACAGCUGUCUGCCUGGUGCCUCCAUCACAUUUGCACCAACUACAACAGUGUGUGUCGCAAGUUCCCCAAAGACAUGAAGACCAUGUGUCCAGAAAAUCAGAAGCACUUUGAGAAGCAGCGCUGGCCCCCCGUCUGGUUCCUCAAGGAGGAAGACCGCUACAACCGCUCAAAGAAGGAGCGUGAGCGUGAGGAAGAAAUCCUGCGCAAGCAGCACACCAAGCGUGGCUGGUGCUUCUGGAGACACCCGUCCUCCUCUGCACCCCACAUCUCCUGAGGGAGCAUCCUUAUCUGGCAACCACUACCACCCACACCCAAACCGCUCACCCUGUCUCGGCCUCAAGACUCACAGCUGAGCCUGGGAAGACCUGUGUCUGUGUCCAAUGUGUGCGUCCUGGCUGAUGGACAUUUGUCUGGGGCCACUUCACCCCCGUUCUUCUGCCUUCCCUCGUCAAGCCAGGUUUAAUGCCAAGCCUGAGGCAAAAAGCUGUGGCCCAUAAAAGAGUUCUUAGCUCAUCAACUGAAGGGGAGCAUUUCUCACUCUGUCUUGUGUGUUUCACUGUGUUAAUUCAGCAAGUUUGGAGGCCUCAUAGGGACACCACAUAGGGAAUGUCUUCAUGGCAGUGAUCUGCCUUUACCUUUUAAGACUGUUAUUCUUGUGCUACAACUACAAACCCACGCAUCCUCACUCACCCCCUCAGUACCAAGCCUAGGCGCUGGCGCCCGAGCAUGCAUAGAGCAUGGUGCUGUUGUGAUGAGCUUCUCCUGUGAAUCUUAUUUCUGGGGAAAAUAUCCAACAUAUACGAGCUACAAAUACCUUGCACCUAGCACCUAAAACAGCGUCAGGGAUUUGUUAUUCUGUAAACCGCAAAGGUAAAUCCAGCUGAACUGUGGUGCAUGCUUUUUGCCUCAGUAAUGAAUAACCUUUGCCUAUUCUCUCGGUAAGAGAAAAAAAAUUGCUUUGGAUCUUCCGUAGCCCCUUUCUAGCUCUUUAUGCUAAUUAUUUUUUGUUUUCCAGUUUUCCACUGAGGCACUAUUGGGGAAAUUCCACUCAAGGGCCCUCAUUUAUCAACAUUGCUUACUAACAAAUCUGUGCAGAUAUUGCGUUUACGAACUUUUCAGCAUAAAAUGUGGGAUUUUUCAAAACGAACGUUUGCUUAGGUUUUGGUGUGUAUUUUUGCAUGGAGGCACAAAACUAAUACUGAUAAAUUUGUGGCAUCAGUUGCGGCCUAAAUUGGAGAGACACCUGUUCUACCUGUUCAUGUACAAGUUCUUUCAACCAUAAUAUUAGCCUACAGGCACAUUUCAGAGAGAAAUGGGGAUAUAGCAGGUAUUUCCCCAAACACCACAAACAGAAAUAUUAAACAGCACAGCUUAAUUAGUCUCCACAGUAUUGAUUAAAAUCUCAGCCUCAGAAAGAAGUUUCUUUCCAAAGCUGAGAUUUUGAUUUACUAGUUUGUUCGUGAAAGUUGUAGUACCCUUUGAAGCGAUGCUUACAUACUAUAUAUGGUUAAUUGUGGGUGUGUCUGUAUUUAACCGAGCAGUGAAAUGCACAUGCACUAUGAACAAUUUAUAUUUAUUAAGCUUUAUAGUGCACACUUGUGCAUAUGAUAUGCAUACUCACUGUUGACAAAUCCCAGUUUUGCUGUGUAGAUGAAACUGUUCAGAGGCUUUUCUACGCAAUGUUGACACAUGAGGGCCAAGAAUUUUAUUGCUACCACUUAAAGUUGACUAUGGGCAGAAACAGAACAAUAAAUAAACAUGGCACGAUGCUCCGCUCAUUAACCUACGAAGGCUCUAAUAAAGCACCAAAGAGACGAUUCUGGUGUGGGAAAAGUAACACUGAGGUCUUAAUUUAGGGCUAUUCCUACCACUGCCAUGGGAGUAUUACCAUUCUGUAAAGUCAGUUAGAUGAUUAGGCUUUUGUUCUGACCACUAGCAAGUUUUAUAAUUUACUUGCAUUUACUUCUCCAAGCCACUAGAGGCAGUGUUGUUUCUUCAGUUGUAUAACGCUUUAGACCAAGGAAAUUAAUCCAGAAUUCUUGCCUUUUUUUGUGGUUUCCCACCUUUAUAUGAGAGUAACCUUUCAAGAUUUUUGUCCCGGAGUUUUAAAAUCUACUCAUUUGCAACAUAACCAAAAAUAAGGUUGCCAUGUUUUUCCUUUCUCCUUUUUGCUACGAACUAAAUUAACUUCCCUCAGUCUAACCUGCUGCGUUCUACCUCUGCAGACAGAAAGAAGUUUGGGAUUCAGUCAGUGUGGUGUCUUUUCUUUCUUUUUUUUUUUUUUUUUUUUUUGUAAUUUGCAAAUAUAAGACCACAGAGCUAUACCUUCUCUUUCCAGUUCAUGCAGUGAAAAUGGUGCUUGGAAAUACUAAAUAUCACAGUGAUAGUAUUCUUUUCUCACAGUGGUUAUUUUUCUCUUGCUUAUGUAAUUAAUUACUUUGUGUGACAAUCCUAAACAAAAAAAAAAAAAAACUUGACUAUUUAGGAAAGCAAAGGUGUUGGCUAAAAGAUUGUUUCUUUUUUUUUUUUCAAAAAGCUUUAUGACUUUCAUUUGAAAGGCUUGUAGCAAAAUGGAAGAUGGGCUUUGUGGUAUUACUGAUCUACUCUACUGAUGUGGUAUUAAUGUGGUAACAUAGCACAGCUCAGUAUUUAUAACCUCUCCACUUUUGUCCCUACAUCAAGUAUCAAGUAUUUCUCGAACACAUUGUGCUGUUUCGUAUCUGGUGAUCCUUAUUGCCCUGUGCCUGUUACAUUAUCGAAACUGAGUACACAGUAGACAUCAUUGUUAUUUAGGUAUUUGUUUGCUUGGGCUGUGCUGAAGAAGGCGCUAUAUUCUGAAAGCUCAGUUUCACAUGAGUGCUAUUUUUGUAAAUGUUAAAACAGAAAAAAUGUUAAACUUUUUUUGUAGCACCUUUCACUAUUUCUGGCUUUCAGAUUUUUCACCUCCGUGAGGCUGCACCCAGGUGCCGGUGGUAGCUAGCUGGAGACAUAUGAUGUGGAAAGAUUUUUUCUCACUAGAGACAUGCUAGAAUAAUCAACAGCUACUGAAAUAGAUAUGCGAGAGAAUCUCAACGGGCCCAUGUGUGAAUGAAGCUGAUCUUUGGAAGGAAGGAAAUAGCAAAAGACUUUAACACACAGAGGGGCUCUUUUUGCUAGAUCUUAAAAAAGCUAAGACAUUUUAGAUAAUUAAAAAUAGCAGUUGGUGAUCUAAAAUUAGCCUGUGUUCCGCAAAAUAAUAUGCCGGUUAAUACACCAGUUUACAAUUGCUCUGCUAAAUAACUGUCUCAGUACUAAGCACUUCAAUAGCAACCUAUGUUAAAACAACUAUAAUAUAGUUCUCGUAAACAAAUCAAUAGUGUUUACUUCUUAUACAGUGUAUUUCUGUUCUUGAAGGUGGAACGUGUUGCCUUGGUGAUUUUGGGCACUUUUUUCCGUCCCUUACACAUUUUCUGUCUAGAUCUGUCGUGCAUGACUGACUGUUCCUAAACUCCAGCAUUUAAAAAGACAUUACAUUUUGUAGCAUGGUAAAUUUUCUUCCAUAAAAAGGUGGACGUUUUUAGCUCCAUGCAGUUUGUGUUCAUUGUUUGUUGGUGAAGGCAAUGAUGUCUUUGUAUAUUACCUGUGUGCUUUAUUGUUAUUGCCUUUGCUAAGUUUAGGUUUUAAGAACAGAUGGGGUGUAUGCUGUGUUUCUGUAGUUCUGGGACAGUUUUGUGGAUUUUGUAUGAGUAUUAUUAGAAAAGUUAUUACGGCUUGGGUAACAUUUUGAGACUUUUUUCAACAGCGCUAACAAUUGAUAAGCCCUUAUUAACAGUGUAACAGCCUAUGCACUUUAGCCUAAAUUGUGAAAAGCAAACUUAUUUUCCUGAUUUUAUAGUGAUUGCCUUGAAUUUUACAUUGUAACAUGGUGAGUGAUGCACGUUUACAGGAAAUGUGCAUGAAGAAUGGUCUCUUGGACAUGAUUGCAUGCAGUCAUGCGUACAUUUGUAUUACGAAUCAGGUGUGCACUUUGUCAUUAGUCUGUUCUCCUAUAUGAGCCCAUAUACAAAUGUGUGUUACAUUUAGGGGAAACUCUAAUGACCGUUUUAUACACAGUUUUUAACUGGUAUCAUGUCCUUGCUCAAAAAAAAAAAAAAGAAAAGAAAAAAAAAAAAAAAAAAAAAAACCUACACCAUUUUCCCCCCAGAGGUUGCAAUAGUAAUGCUCCAUAGGGCUCAGUGUUGUUGUAUCCUGGCAUUACCUGUGCCUUUGACUUUUUUUUUUUUUUUUUUUUUUAUUAAGAAAAAAAAAUCAUGUUGCCUUUCUGAAGAGGGCCUCUUACUACUGCCUUUAGAUGUUGAAUAAUUGUAAAGAAAACCAUGUGUGCACACACAGGCACUUAGCCAGGCAGCUGACCACCGCAUUCCUCCUCUUACUGUCAGUGCCUGUGGAUGUUAUGUAGCACAGCUUACUGUUCUCUAACCUGUCUUUAUGCUGCAUCCUUUUCAUUGCUUUUCUUGUAUGAAAUAGUUCCAGCUCUCUUUGUUUUGCUGAACUGAGUGGAAAUAAAUGCUUUGGGUUAGACGUGAUCAUGCUGGUACAGCUGCGGGAGAGUACGUACAGCCUACAUUAGUCAUAGCAGUUGGACGCUCAUGCCCUCUACAGAAGCAAAUGAGAACUAUUGAAUGCAGCUUAUUAUGCAGCACGCAUUUUAUGGUGUGAUGGAAAGAUUUUGCAUUAUUGGGAAGCCAAGGGCUGCACAUGCUUCUUCCAGCGCUGCUGUUUCCUGUCUGAUUCAGCAUCCCCUCUCCAAAUUGUUCACUAUUCUUUCUUCCAAAUAUGGUUUCCUCAUUUUCUGUACCUCACACUUUGUAUACGUACCUCUUCUUAAUUAUGAUGAUUUUGAUUAAUUGCAGAAUUUGAUCUUUGGGUAAAACCCAAUCUUGUAAUUUCCAUGCAGUGAAUUCAUAAGACAGAGCGUUAGGUGUUUGUGGUUUAGAUGCUUUAUGCAUUUUUUUCAUGCAUCUUAUACAAACUGCUGUGGGGAAUAACAAUAUGCAAAGGGGUUAAUAUUAUCAAACUUCGAUUAUACAGCUCUCACCUUCAGUGGAAGUGGCCUUCUUUAAACUAACAUGCCAAUUCUAACACUAAUGGUAUCGUCAGUUUUACAUACAAUGCGGAUCUCCGUCUCAAGGCCACCUCGAUGUUGGAGAGCGGUCAGCAUCUGAGUAAAAGCUGAUGACCAUUCUUCCUUUUGUUCUGUUCUCUUUAUAUUAUUAUAUGAUUAUUAUACCAUUAAGCACUUUGUGUUAAUCUUGUUAACUUCUUACUUCUUUUGAAAAUUGCUGUUAAUGUAAUGAAACAAAUAAAGAGCACACACAACACACUAUAAGGGCUUUUUUUAAAAAAAAAUUCAAAAAAAAAAGAAAAGAAAGAAAGGCAACAAUCAGAAUGUUUUGCAGAUGCUGCAAAAAAUGUUUUAAUGAAACCUUUGUAAUACUUUUUUUGAACCACUGUGAUUUGUACAAAAUGGAACAAAUAAGUAGGGGAAAUGCCGUUUCAGUAUUCUAAUGUUUAACUGGGCUUUUAAUAAACUUUAAGUGGAUUA